Molecule: messenger RNA, 1868 nt
Organism: Procambarus clarkii (red swamp crayfish)
Lineage: Eukaryota; Metazoa; Arthropoda; Malacostraca; Decapoda; Cambaridae
Source: RefSeq, a predicted model, not a curated record
CCAAGCUGCACCAGUGCCAGGGUGCCACACUCAGGCCUGACUCCCCCGACCACAGACGGAGAGCCACGAAGGUAAAUCGUUAGAAAUUCGACGCAUUUCCCUGCAGUGGCUUCAGACAUUAUGUGGUUUCAAGCGCAGUAAAUUAUGAUGAAAGAAAACGAGCCUCUGGAGGGUCUUGUGAGGGAGGACCUUGGUAAUUCAUCUGCUGCCUCUAACCUCGCCUUCAACGAGCAAGUGAAGGCACUCAUCAAGACAGGGCGGAAGGUGUGCCACCUGGCCUUCGGGCAGUCACCAUUUCCCGCCCCGGAGUGCCUGACGGAGGCGCUGAAGGAAUGCGCCCACAUCACCCAGUACCUCCCAACACAAGGUAUUCCGGAGCUUCGCGAGGAGCUGGUCAAGUUCCACGAGCGGUACGACAGCUUGAGUUUAAGCGCCGAGGGCAUCGUGGUGGGACCUGGCAGCAAGGAGCUCAUAUUCCUCAUCAUGGCUUCCUUCAGAGGAGAUAUCCUGCUGCCCGCGCCCUCCCGGCCCUCGUUCUAUUCCCAGAGCCGCCUGGCGGGGAAGGUCCCCAGGGUCCUCCAGACAGAGCAGGACCAGGGCUGGAAGCUCACGCCGGAGACGCUGGAGAAGGCUGCAAAGCAGGCAGCUCCUGGCUGGAAGCUCCUGAUCCUCACCAACCCCGGAAACCCUAGCGGUACCUGCUACUCUGAGGAGGAGCUUCAGGCUAUCAGCGCCGUGUGUCGCCAGCGAGGAGUUAUCGUACUUAGUGAUGAAAUUUAUGCUCGACUGACUUUUAACAGAAAGCACGCGUCCAUGGCCAAGCAUUUCCCUGAGGGCACCAUUCUCACCAGUGGCUUCAGCAAGUGGGCGUCGGUGGGCGGCUGGAGGCUUGGAUACGCCCACUUUCCUUCCGCUCUACGCCCACUCUUUGAGGCGGUCCGCAACGCUGCCUCCCACACAUACACUAACGCCCCGGCGCCCAUGCAGUAUGGUGUGGCCCAGGUAUUGAAAGAAAACGCAGAAGAGCUCGAUCUGUAUAUGACUAACUGCGUUAGAAUAUUGCAAGCAGUGUCCGACUACUGUCACAGGGAGCUGGGCACCGUUGGAGUGAGAGGGUGCAAGAGCCAAGCUGGGUACUACUUCAUGCCCGACUUCGAGGUAGUCCGCAAGGGCUUGAGUGUACGGGGCCUCACUACAGGCGACCACAUGACGGAGGCCAUGCUGGAGGAGGCAAAUGUAGCGCUAAUGGCCUCCAGCGCCUUCCUGCGGCCAGCGGAUGAACUGACUUGUCGCCUCUGUUUCGUCUGCUUCGACGGGUCGCGCGCCCUGCUGGCCCUCAAGGACGAGCCCUCCAAACACCUCCUCUCCGACGAGUUCCUCCACAAGAACUGUCUCCCUAUCGUCCAGGGCGUCCAGGACCUGAAGAAGUGGGUGCUGAAACAUCAGUAGUGGGGGAUAUGAACGCCAUAAAAUGAGAUUGGGAAACCCGGAAAAAAUAUUUUGAACAGCUAACAUAUCAUUUGGAUGGAUAUCUUUUUUUAAUAUUCAGCAAAAUUAGGAAAUAUAUAUAUUAAUAAGGACAUUGUGGACAAGCAUGAUUUCAAUGUUUAUGUUUUUUUGACUGAGUUAAUUAUCGUAGUUGAACGGUGUUAUUGAAAGUAAAGUCUGCGAACCGGAUCCUGAAUGAUUUAAUUUGCUGUUUCGUUUUGGAAUUUGCUGUUAACGUAUUAGUAUGCAAAUUUAUAUUAGUGUAUGUUAUUAGUAUGUUAAUACAAUGUAUGUAUUAGUAUGUUAAUACAAUGUAUGUAUUAGUAUGCUAAUACAAUGUAUGCAUUAGUAAGUUAAUGCAUGUUGCAAAAGAAUUGUCA